Cornus florida is the source of this 1193-nucleotide messenger RNA. Its product is annotated as protein FATTY ACID EXPORT 1, chloroplastic-like. The record is from RefSeq and is a predicted model, not a curated record. NCBI's taxonomy places the organism in Eukaryota, Viridiplantae, Streptophyta, Magnoliopsida, Cornales, Cornaceae. The transcript has 7 exons. Gene Ontology annotation, cellular component: membrane. Bases 163 to 834 code for a protein of 223 amino acids.
UCACUUCAUUUGUAGCCCUGGCCAUCCCAGGUUAAAAAAAUAAUUUCUCCUUUUUGUUUUUUCGACAACAAAAGUCUAUUUUUCAGGUUUCAUUUUCAAAUUAAAAUCACAGGUCUAUUUUUUCUUCCGUCGUGUUUUCAUUUUAAAUCAUCAUCACUGAUCAUGUCAUCAGCAAUCUCUCAGCUCUCGUGUUACCAUCCAAUCAAGCACAGACUACAAAGACACACCAAAUCAACCCCAUGUCCCAGUCUUCGUCAAAAGGUAUUGGUUGUUAUGAGCCAUGAUGGAUAUGGCACAGAAAAAUCCAGGUCAGAAGCUAAGACCACUAUAAGUUAUUCAGCAGAAGCAUCAAACUCACAUAAUGGAAGGUCAACAAAGUCAUAUCCAACUACAAAAGAACAUGCUGCUGUACAUGAACAUCUUAUCACUCAACAGAAAAGGGCAGCAAAGAUCCAUGAUUUCUGUUUUGGAAUUCCCUUUGGGGGACUUGUGUUUUGUGGGGGGCUUGUUGAUUUUAUUUUUUCAAGAAAUCCUGCCACUUUAAGCACCAGUGUACUUUUCGGAGGUGCUUUGCUGACCCUCAGCACUCUUAGCUUAAAGUUCUGGAGACAAGGAAAAUCCAGCUUUCAGUUCAUUCUAGGACAAGCAGUACUCUCUGCCGUCCUUAUCUGGAAGAACUUUCUGAUAUACUCAUUGACAAAGAAAUUAUUUCCAACAGGCAUUUUUGCCGUCAUUAGUGCUGGUAUGCUGUGCUUCUAUCUGUAUGUGGUGACAUCUGGAGGGAAUCCACCACCAAAGAAGUUGAAGUCAUCUGCCGCUGUCUCAUCAGAGUAAGAACUCCAAGAGAAACAAAACAUUACAUAACUUUCAAGACGGUUUGGAACCAAUUAGGGAGCUGAAGCAUUGAAUGAAAUGGGAAACAAAGAAAAUCAUCUGUCAUUGAUUGAAGAUGGAUAAGCACUUUGAUCCAACCUAUGUCGAUUGGAUCCAUCUACCAUUCAUCAAACUCGGGAAGGUUGGAUUGAUUCGUCUUGGACCUGGAUCAGUUCACCUUUUGUUUUCCAGCAAGUUUCACUAAUCAAUUCCAAAUGUGGAUCAAUCCAACCAGCAUAAGCUGGAUCGGUGUUACUUCACUAAUUAUUCCAAAUGUUCUCAUCCUGAUCAAUCUAACUAACAACAAUUUUCUCUGUUAA